This is a messenger RNA of Elaeis guineensis (African oil palm), 3066 nucleotides long. Its product is annotated as two-component response regulator ARR2. Gene Ontology annotation, molecular function: DNA binding. NCBI's taxonomy places the organism in Eukaryota, Viridiplantae, Streptophyta, Magnoliopsida, Arecales, Arecaceae. The record is from RefSeq and is a predicted model, not a curated record. Gene Ontology annotation, biological process: phosphorelay signal transduction system; cytokinin-activated signaling pathway.
UGGAGAGAGAGAGAGGGAGAGAAGAGAGGGAAUACGGUUGGCUGUUGAGAGAAGCGAGCUGGCUCCUCCCCUCUUAUCGCGGAUAGAGGUUGGAGUCUAUAAUAGAGUCGAGAAAAAAAAAGGACCAAGGAAAGCUGAGAGAGAGAGAGAGAGAGAGAGAGCAAUCAAACAGAACGAGUCCAACAGAAGAGAGCAAUCAGUCCAACAAUCAUCCCUCUUUUCUCUCUCUCCUUGGAUCUCAGAUCCACCCUCCCCAAAGUCUUCUUCGUAGUAUUUUCUCACGGAUAUCCUCUCGAAUCUGGGUUUCUCGGAUGCGGGAUUCGGAACCAUGGAUCCCAGCAGCAGAGCGGCCGCAUCCACGGCGAGCUCGGGGAGGCCGAGGGACGCCCUCAGGCCUCUGUCUGACUUCCCGGUCGGCCUCCGGGUGCUCGUCGUCGACGACGACCCCACCUGUCUGAAAAUCCUAGACAAAAUGCUUCGCAAAUGCCUCUACGACGUGACGACUUGCUCGCGUGCGGUGGUGGCGCUGGCGAUGCUGCGGGAGAAGAAGGGAGAGUUCGAUCUGGUUCUGAGCGAUGUGUACAUGCCGGACAUGGAUGGUUUCAAGUUGCUUGAGCACAUAGGUUUGGAGAUGGAUCUUCCUGUUAUCAUGAUGUCGGCUGAUGACGGGAAGGAUGUGGUCAUGAAGGGAGUCACUCAUGGCGCCUGCGAUUACCUUAUAAAGCCGGUGAGGAUGGAGGCGCUGAAGAAUAUAUGGCAGCAUGUGGUGAGGAAGAGGAGGAACGAGUUGAAGGAGUUGGAGCACUCGGGAAGUGCAGAGGAGAAUGACAGGCAGAGAAGGCUUCUCGAAGAAGGGGAUAAUGCAUCCUCGGUGAACGAGGGGAGUUGGAAGAACGCGAAGAGGAGGAGGGGUGGGAAGGAGGAGGAGGAGGAGGAGGUUGAGGAGCGCGAAGAUCCUUCGACAUUGAAGAAACCGAGGGUAGUUUGGUCCGUUGACCUCCACCAACAGUUUGUCGCUGCCGUGAAACAAUUGGGCAUCGAGAAGGCUGUUCCCAAAAAAAUCCUUGAGUUGAUGAAUGUUCCUGGACUUACUAGAGAAAAUGUUGCGAGCCACCUGCAGAAAUACCGAUUAUAUUUGAGGAGAGUAAAUGGACCGCAACAUCAGGGAAGACUUGAUACACCAUAUACAGGCAGUUCAGAAGCAACAUUUCAUUCAGUUGGUUCGUUUGAUGGGUUUGAUCUUCAAUCUCUUGCUGCCGGUCAGCUUUCACCACAAAAUCUUAUGGCUCUACAUUCAGUGCCUGGAAGAGUUACAAAUACUAGCAUAGGCAUGUCUUCUGUUGAUCAAAUAGGUUUCUUCAAUUCUAGUGUGGAAAUAUCUAAUGCUUCGAACAUGAGGCCUCCGUUAAUGCAGCAAAUUGACAAGAAGCAAAUGAACUUCAUUUCUGGACCCCCCACCAGCAUGGAGUCAAGGCAGCUUGGUCAGUCGCAACAACUGGUCCAAUCAUACGGAAGUAUGGGACUGCAAACCAGUGAAGGAGCAUCAGGACUUUUUAACCUACCAUCUUCCCAAAGAGCAAGCACUACAUUCCCUGGAGGCUCCAUUAAUGCAAACCUGAGUAAUUCUUUGGUUAUGCAAAUGACUCAUCAAGGACCGCAAUUUUCUUUAUCUCAGCAACAGAAUCAAAUACAUAUUAGUAUGCCACAACUGCCCCAAACAAGGGGACCGAUACAAAAUGGAAUUGCUGGUGAACAUGAUUCGAGGCUCUCAACAACCAUCGCACAAAUUCUUCCAAAUGACAUUUCAAGUGAUGUCUUGGGAAGUAGUGGGAGUAAUAUGAAUGUGGACACUUCAUUGCCUGGAGGCUACAUGAAUGCUUCUUCAUAUGGUUCAGUUUCUCAUGCUUUGUAUGCUGAUUUUCCUAACAGCUGCAUGAAUGAAUCAACUGGAAGUUGCUAUCCUCUUGCAAGAAGUGCAGGAGCAACCAGUCUCACUUCAACUGGUAUGCUUCAAGAUGUUAUGCCCCCGGUGGGAAAUGUUGAAGCAUUAGGUAGUUCCGCUGGCCUAAAAGGAGCAAAGGACUCUGUUCCAAAUUAUGAUCUAUUUAGUGAACUUCAUCAAAGUAAAAGCCAAGACUGGAAGCUACAGAAUAUAAAUGUUUCUUACCACUCAGCCCAACAACUUGGCUCCAAGCAAAGCAAUAUUGCCUUUGGUUGUCCAUCAUUGGCUCAUCAAGAUUCAAUUGCUACCAUAAAAGAUGGGAGUUGUCGGAAUACAUGCACUGUUAGGAAGGAGAUUUUUUCAGUGAGAACAGAAAUUGGACAUGAGAAGGGAGAGUGCAUUGCUCAACGCAAUAGUACCAUUCUACUUGAAAACUCUGUUAGAGUAAAAGCUGAAGGCAUGUCAGAUCAUAGUUGUCAAGACUUGCUUUUUGAUGACAAUAUUAUACCAGAUGAGCUAAUGGAUGCUGUUGGAAAGAAGCAUCAAGAAGGGGUUGUGCAAGUUGAUCCUGAGCUUAGUUUUGAUGGCUAUUCCUCGGGUAACAGUGUAGCUCGCUGGCUUCCUCCAAAUGAUGCCACCAGCUAUGGGCUUCUACAGUAAAUUCCAUAACUGCUCUCGCUGUCAAGACAUAGAAAAAAUCCUUUGUCUCUUGGCGGUUCUCUUUCCCUCAUUCUGUCACUCUGACGACUCUUUUGAACCAUGCCUAAAAAAGAUAGUCCCAAGUUAACCCAUAUAAAAGUUCUGGAUGGUGGCAUCAAUCACAAAGAUAGGAUUGUGCAAAGAUGACGGCCAGUACGCAAAGGCAUAGUUGAAAAGUUUUGAACUCUUGCUCGUGCUAACAAGAUCUACCCAGUUUAAUGGAGGGUAACUGUGAAUCGUGUGGUUAUGGUGUGAUUGAGUUGUUUGGUAGUUGGGAAAUAGGAGCCUUUAAAUACUCUCUUCAAUAUUUGAGGGGAGUAUUUCCUAACUUCAAUAACUAAUCUUGUUGCUUUUAGAAUUACAAUUAUCAUGUACAGCUUUCUACUGAUUUAUGAAGAUGUGGUGCUUUUAUUAUUUAUUUUUCA